Molecule: messenger RNA, 1287 nt
Organism: Ciona intestinalis (vase tunicate)
Lineage: Eukaryota; Metazoa; Chordata; Ascidiacea; Phlebobranchia; Cionidae
Source: RefSeq, a predicted model, not a curated record
GUUUCUAGAUUUGCAAUGCUUAAAUAAAUACAGAUUUCGAAACAAACAUGGGUUGGCAUAUUGUGCAAAAGUUGGUGGAAGGAGUAGGAUCUCAUUCAACUCAGAUUGGAAAAUAUUGGAUUACUUCUUUCUUCGUGUUGAGGUUCUUGAUCGCUAUUGCAUAUUGCAGAGGCGACAUGGAGUGGGGAUCAAGGCGGGAUGGUUUGCAAUACUUUGUCUCCUGGUUGUAAGAACGUUUGUUUCAACGAAUUUAGUCCAAUUUCUCCUAUCCGUUACUGGUUUUUUCAAAUUCUUGCCGUGUCGUUGGCGUCGAUAAUAUUCAGUAUUUACACAACCCACAAGUUAGCGCUGGUCACAAGAGCUAUUCGGCAAAAGAAAAGAUGGAUCGCCAAGGAAAAGCUAAAAGCUAUUGAACUAAAAGAGCAACGUAGGAGUGCAAAAGAAGGGGACGAAACAAAAAAGGUUGUUGAAAAGAAAGCAGAACCCAAAGAGGAGAAAAAAGAUGACAAAGACGAAGAAGUUGUUGCCACGAAACUACAAACAGAUCAUCCGCCUAAACUCUUCUUAGCAUAUUUCUUUAUGGUUUUUAUGAGAUUGGUAAUCGAAGUUGGAUUCAUGGUUGGCCAAUACUUUCUCUAUACUUACAAGUUCGUUGUACCUGAGUUGUGGCAAUGUAGUCACUGGCCUUGUCCCAAUGUGGUCGAUUGCUUCGUUUCAAGGCCGAAGGAGAAGACAAUUAUGAUCUGCACGUUCUACGUCACUGGUUGCAUCAUGGUCGUUCUCAAUGUGAUCGAGUUAUAUCACAUCGGUGGCAACGUUGGUAAAGCUUGGAGCAAUAGAAGUAAUGAUAUUACGAAAGAAGUGUUUGGGGAAAGUGCCGGCCCUAACUUUGAGGCCCCCGGUGGCAUGAGACAUUGGGUGCCGGGGGCAGAGGGUAUGUACCAACAAUAUCCGAGUGGUUACCCCGCUGCUGUAGGGAUACCUACACUCUAUACAAGCUACGGUAGAUCUCGACGUAAAGGUAGAAAAUCAGGCUUACCAAAGAACCGAUUUGGCGGGGACGAAUACUAUUACUGAACACUCGAGACAAAACAAUUUUGCUUCAGUUAAUUUCGGCAUAAUUUUUGCUUUGCUUUAGAUUGAAGUGAUAUAACCAUUUAGUAUAGUCUACAUUGUUGUACCAAUUCAAGUGUUUUGUUUUCUAACAAGGGUACUAAUAAUAAAAGUACGAUAUAGUAGGUUGGGGUAAAAUGUUUUCAUUUUCGUUUAUUCACCCUUUUAUUUGUA